AUGGAUUUUAAAUUACUUGCUCCCAAAAAUGACGUCAGAACUUUGAAGGUUCAAACAGUAGCAUCAUUUUGCAAUGUGAAAUUAAAUAUGCCGAACUUUGAACUUGGUAAAGAUAACAAGACAGCCGAUUUUUUAAAACACUCUCCGCUAGGUAGGUUGCCUGUUUUGGUUACGUCUCAUGGUUCUAUUUUUGAAAGUAAUGCUGUUUGUAAAUACCUUUGUAGUAUUCAUAGAGAAGGGGAUUAUUUAGGUAAGGGUUCUUUUGAAGAAGCACAAGUAAAUAUGUGGGUAGAUUUCAACACAUACGAAUUAGAAAUUCCUAUGACUUGUUAUAUGAAUAAUAAAUCCUGUGAGAAAUCUUUAAAACAUAUAGAAGAUACUUUAAAAUGUUAUAAUAAUCAUUUAUUAUAUAAUCAAUAUAUGGUUGGUAAUUCAAUUACUAUUGCGGAUAUCUUUAUUUCUGUCAUAUUAUAUUUUUCUUUAAAUUCUGGUGCUUUGAAUGAAUCGAUAGUUUUGAAAUAUAAAAACUUAUAUAGAUUAUAUGACACUAUAAGUAAUCAAAAACAAUUUAAAUAUGUUUUUGCUUGUGAUCAAAAUAAAAAGAAAAACACACAAGAUAAAUCAACAGGUGCAAAAAAAAAACAAGGAAACAAUAAGAAAGAUGAUAAUAAUAAUAAUAAUAAUAAUGAUGCUGAUAAUCAACAUGCUGAUUUAUUAAGUGAUGAUUUGGCAGAAAAAAAACAGCCAAAAAAAACAAACCCAUUAGAUUUAUUACCACCAUCGAAUUUCUCACUGGAUGAAUGGAAAUAUAAAUUUAGUAAUGAAAAAGAUUUAUUAAAUAAUGCCAUGCCACAUUUCUGGAAAACAUAUGAUCCAAAUGGAUUCUCCUUAUAUUAUAUGAAAUAUGAUAAAUUAGAAGAUGAAUGCCAAAUAUCAUUUGUUGCAUGUAAUAUGGCAGGUGGAUUCUUACAAAGACUUGAAAACAAUUUCUCAAAAUAUUCAUUUGCCGUUGUUACUGUUUUGGGAGAAAAUAAAUCAUAUGACAUCGAAGGUGUCUGGUUAUUCAGAGGUACAGACAUACCUUUUGAAAUGAAAGAUCACCCUUCUUUUGAAUAUCACAUUUUUAAAAAAUUAGAUAUUAAUAAUACACAAGACAAAAAAAUUGUAGAAGAGUACUGGUGCUCAAAAGAAACGGUAGAUAACAGACCUCUUGUCGACAGAAAGGUAUGGAAAUAA
This is a messenger RNA of Plasmodium falciparum 3D7, 1236 nucleotides long. RefSeq names its product putative elongation factor 1-gamma (gene EF-1gamma). Gene Ontology annotation, molecular function: translation elongation factor activity. Lineage: Eukaryota; Apicomplexa; Aconoidasida; Haemosporida; Plasmodiidae. Gene Ontology annotation, biological process: translation; translational elongation. The record is from RefSeq and is a predicted model, not a curated record.